This is a messenger RNA of Penicillium expansum, 2400 nucleotides long. RefSeq lists its product as uncharacterized. The record is from RefSeq and is a predicted model, not a curated record. Lineage: Eukaryota; Fungi; Ascomycota; Eurotiomycetes; Eurotiales; Aspergillaceae. The coding region runs from base 1 to 2400 and encodes 799 amino acids. The transcript is spliced from 5 exons.
AUGGAGGAAGAGGGUACUUGGAUCAACCUAUUUUUCUCUGGCAGCCGUCAAAACAUCCUGAAUGCCAACGAAAUUGAGGGCCAAAAAUUCCGACCUUUUUGUGCUGAAGACGACAACUGGGAGCUGGGAGGCAGGGCCGAUAUAUCAAGAGUACCAGAUACAAACAGUAUUCAGGUGUUUUGGCUUCGGAUCAAAGGACGCAGAAAAUUUGUCGGUAAAGUUUUUCCUUGCUAUUCUAAGCGAGAUGCCAUCAUACAACUUCACCGUAUCGGAGUACUGCCAAGUCCAGAAAACAUAGGCGAUGCUAUAUACGAGUUCGAUAGAUUUUAUCGGGAGGCGCGGGCAUACAGCCAUAUUGACCUAUUCUGUCCCGCCCGUGAAAGGAUCUACUUCCCACAAUACCAUGGAGUGAUCACCGAUAUACCUCAAUCUCGAUUUUCAUCUGGGUAUUAUCACAAGCGAGCGGUUGUGCUAGAGGCAAUAAAACCGGACUUACGCUCUCGACGCGUUCUUAGUGAAGUUGUCAAUCACCACCCCGAAACCUUCUUAGCUAUCCUUGAAACCCUAUCCUCAAAGUUUUGCACAACAAAUACUGUGCUUUCUUUAAGCUCGUUUGAGCAGGAGUGGUAUCAUUCUUUGCUGAAAGAUCGGAUUCGUCGCCUAGAUACUUUACAUCGGAUUGGCAUAACACAUGGCGAUAUCCGUGAUAUCCACUUUCGACUUCCCAAUGACAUUUACGAUACAGUUCUAUACGACUUCUCCGAGUCGUACACCUUCUCUAGGAAGCAGCCUUUUCGAGUAUGUGGCGGAAGACUUCGACCUUUAAGCCUGAUAUCAGAGGGUGAACGUGAACGUGUUCUUCUACAUGUCCUAGAUCGAGCCGCCUCACGAGAUCUUCGUUCCCACCUGAUACGUUUCAACCGUAAAGCUUCGGUUGCCGGUAUUGACUCUAAGCAUAUCUCUUCUGUUGAUGAUGCACUCUGGAAGUCUCUCGAUAAAGAAGAGGAUUUGUUAGAGUUGAUCAUACUAAGAGUCUCCUAUCACCCAGAUGAGUUUUCGAUGCCGACCUUGAAUUCCAUUUUCCCAUUCCUGGAAGCCGUAUGCCCGAACUCUGACCUCUGCUGGCAUAUUCGUCGAGCUUACUUUGCCUCGAGCAAAAUUCAUUUCAAAAUUUAUUUUGGCAAUCCUUUCAAGAGAUUUCUCGAUAUGGCCGAAACCCUUCUUAGCUACCUAACGACACGCAACCCAAAUGUCUACCCGUUUGCAAAACCACAAACAAGCUUCACAUUCAGUUCAGACUGGGACCCAGUUGAUAGUAUAAGAGAAUGGACCGAUUUCAAUUACGAUACUCUGCACAUGCGCUUCAGAAAUGAGUUGAGCCGUCAUGUAUCCCCGUUUGAUACUGCCAAGAACUGUGAAGACGGAGGUUUCAACAAUAUCUUUGACGAACGUGGCCUCUCUGAUCUCAUAUGCAUGUCUAUUAUGGGUCCUGUAUCGGCAGUACUUCCUUCCUCAUUCAUUACCUCCGGCGGAAGAGUUACGCAGCAUAUAGGAUGCAUCCCUGACUGGGGCGCUGGGAAGGAUGCGGCUAGAGAUCAGUUUGGAAAGGCUAAGGCUCUUGUUCUUGGAGACACAAAAUUCAACUGGUCGUCAAUGAGCGCCAUUAAUGUUGUCCAGAACAUGAGAAACGGGUUCUAUGAAGAUUCGAACUUGAUCGACUCAGUCAGACCUAUCGAGCAAGUCCAACAUUAUGGGGCUGUUUACGGAUGUCGGUAUGUGUACAUUAUCAGCGAUCAAGAGCUCGUGGUAAUGCAGCUCCAUUUGGCACCAGCCCCAUUUCGAACAUCACCCAGACCUCAACGCACUCGCCUACCACCUUCACAUCAGCGGGUAACAUCUUCUUCCACUAUUUCGAAGCAGUUGACGGAUAUAUCUCUCGACGAGUCAUCCUUCAGAGCAAGUAUUGGGCUGGUGGAAUACAAGAGAAUUCCUUGGAGCGCUACAAGCGGACUUACGAUCAAACUGGCAUUAUAUUGCCUUGUUCGUUUAGCAGCCGAGGAUGGGAGUGAUCUCAAAACUGAUUACCCGCGUUUGACGUCUCAAGUCGAGUCAUCUGGUACUCAACUUCUGCCAUCAAUGGUCCUACCGACCUCGGAGCCACGAAUCAUUAUAGGAACAUCGAGCACUGUCACCAGCACACUCCAAACAAGCAAUGAAGCGGCGGCCCAAUUUUACGAUGUCACUGUACAAUGGAACAAAGCUCGUACUGGUUACGUAUACCAAGACAAUUACGGCAAAUGGGUCUUCGAUGACUCAACAUCCAAUUGGAAGCAGAUUGGGAACCAAAUCUACAAAUUCCAGGGAGCCCCGCCGUAUGCGCGCUCAUCCAUACCCCAUUGA